This is a messenger RNA of Letharia lupina, 1941 nucleotides long. RefSeq lists its product as uncharacterized. Gene Ontology annotation, biological process: nucleotide-excision repair; transcription by RNA polymerase II; transcription by RNA polymerase I. Gene Ontology annotation, cellular component: transcription factor TFIIH holo complex; transcription factor TFIIH core complex. Bases 1 to 1941 code for a protein of 646 amino acids. The transcript has 2 exons. The record is from RefSeq and is a predicted model, not a curated record. NCBI's taxonomy places the organism in Eukaryota, Fungi, Ascomycota, Lecanoromycetes, Lecanorales, Parmeliaceae.
AUGGCACCAUCCAGAGGCUCUGCCGCCUACAAGAAGAAGGAUGGCACCCUCGCUGUCUCCAAGGACGGUCAGUCGGUGUCAUGGACGCCGGUGGCACCUCCACGAUCAGAACCCGCCUUGACACUGCCCGUCUCGAAUAUCACUAACCUUCAACAGACGCCGGCAACCAACUCAAAAGUGAUGCUUAAGAUCUUUGCUCAAGCUUCAGGUACAUCUACUUCAGAAACCCAUACCUUCACGUUCACGUCGCCCACGACCGCGAGGGCCGAGGCGGAUACCAUCAGAGAUGCCCUCAGCAAGACGAUCCAGAUCAUCAAAUCUGGAGGAGCCCCACCGGCUGCGUCAGGAGGAGCUGGGGGUUCCUCUGCAGCCAUGGCUAUCGCAAGUGCCGUGUCUUCAAACCCCAGAGCAGGCGCAGACUCGCGUGCCUGGUAUGAUGACGAAAAGCUAAAGAAAGACGUGGAGUUACAACAGUCGAUACUGAAAUCCAAUCCAUCACUUUCCAAGACUUUCAUGGAAUCCUUGCGAACGAAGCCUGAGUCCAUAUCAAGUUCCCAAUUUACGGCCCAGUUCUGGUCUACCAGAGUACAUCUUCUACGAGCGCAUGCUAUCGAAAAGAAUCAGACUAGAGGCGCCUACAAUGUCUUGUCGAGUAUCAAGCCCAUGACCGUGGACAAUGCAACCAGGCUUAGCAUAAGCAAAGAGCAAAUACAAUUGAUAUUCAAUCAACAUUCUCUCGUCAAACGUGUCUAUGAUGAAAACGUUCCAAAGCUCAGCGAAGAAGCUUUCUGGUCUCGCUUCUUCCAGAGUAGACUCUUCAAGAAGCUCAAGGGCGAGAGGAUAACGGAAGCCGAUCCUACGGACAAUGUACUCGACAAGUACCUACAGUACGAUGAUGAUGCGGAGAGAGCCAAGCAGCUUAUGGCGUCCCAUGUUCCGCAUAUCAUUGACGUGGAGGGCAAUGAACAGAAUCACAGCCAGCGCAAGGGAAAUCAACCGGAUCUCACGAUGCGCCCAAGUUCCUACGACAGAGUACCAAUCAUCCGAACUUUGAAUUCUUUGAGUGAAAAGAUACUAUCUCAUGUAGCGCCUAACGACAUCGACCCUUCCUUGCCCAUAGGCGUUGAUGAAGAAACAUUCAACGAGCUCGCCCUACGGGAUUUACAAGGCGAUGCUGCCGAGAACCGUGUGAUUCUCAACAUCAAAGACCAAAGCCGCUUCUUCAAUUCUGACAAAGGAAGCGGUGUCUCGGCAGAUGCGCUGCUCUAUGCCAAGCAGGACCCAGUCAAAGUCCUUCGGUCAAUACUAUCGGACCUGGCGCGCGUCAGCUCUAAUACCAACCUCGACACCGCUAUUGGUGUAGAUGACGACAGUGAUAGCGAUUAUGACGAUGAGUCUAACCUGAAAAAGGGCCACGUAGGUAGCAAAGCUAGUCUUUCAGGGGCCACGGCCCAAAUGCUCUCCGCCGUCGCCCAACAGCGGGCCCAGAGUGAUGACCUUUCCGCUUCCUCGUCCGGUUUCUCCACGGUGCAAUCGUCGUCAACCUCUGGCCUUUCAGCAGCCAUUUUCGACCGCCUCUCCCUCACCCAUGCAACCACCACCGAGUUUCUCCAGCACUUCUGGUCCGCUUUCCUUUCCGGCGACCCUAAUAGGGCUGAUGAAAUCGGCAAGCUGUUCGAGACAUUGAACAGAGCCAUGGAUCGCAUCAAAGCGGUCGCUACGGACGCUGAAGCGGAGCGCCAAAAGGAAAUCGAGAAGUUGAAGAAGCAGGUACAGGAUCUUUUUGAGCGGACGGGCAAGAGGCGGAGGAUGGAUUAUGAGAGCACUCCAGGGGGUGCAAAGGCAGUCGAUCAACUGUUGGCGCCCACGGUGAAGGCGAUCGAGGUUGCUACGAAGCAGUACAAGAAGGCUUUGGCGCAGCAGAGUGAAGAAAAUGGUUAG